This is a messenger RNA of Pneumocystis jirovecii RU7, 672 nucleotides long. RefSeq lists its product as uncharacterized. The transcript is spliced from 7 exons. The coding region runs from base 1 to 672 and encodes 223 amino acids. The record is from RefSeq and is a predicted model, not a curated record. NCBI's taxonomy places the organism in Eukaryota, Fungi, Ascomycota, Pneumocystomycetes, Pneumocystales, Pneumocystaceae.
AUGAUUGAGAUUCUUUCUAUUUCGUCAAUUUCUUUAUUUCUCGGUUAUAAAUUUAAUGAUAUAUUGCGAAGUUUAAAAAAGGAUAAUCAAAUACCUUUAGAAAUAUGUGAAAGAAAUGAUGAAGUCGAAAAUUAUAUUGAAAAACAUCCUUUGGUUCAAAGUUUACGUUCAGAUUCAUCUUUUUCAGAAUCGAGACCUCAUUUAAAUGUUUCUUUAAAACAAAAAUCAAAUAACUUUACACUUGGUGUUCUUUCUGGCAAAGGGAAAAUAUCAGUUGCACCAUACUGCUUUUAUGAUGAAUCUACUAAAAGAAUUAUUGUAAUUCUUCAUUUAGGACCUCAAAUAUGCGGUUAUAAUAACAUUAUUCAUGGAGGCCUUCUUGCAACCCUUAUAGAUGAAAGUUUUGCAAGAUGUGUAUAUUUAGCAUCUGAUAGAAUACAUGUUACUGCUAAUCUUAAUAUCAACUACCGCUCACCUGCAAAAGCAAAUCAAUAUUAUGUUCUUAAGGCUACAAUAUCGAAAACAGAGGGUAGAAAAACUUGGGUUAACGGUCAUAUAGAACCUUUAGACUCUUAUUCAAUAUUCGGAAACAAGUUAAAUAACUCUGUAGUCAUUGCUGAAGCAACUGCAUUAUUCAUUGAACCUAAAUAUUCUUCAUUUAUUAAAGUAUAA